AUGCUUUCGGAAGUUGAAACUGCAGAUACACUUCCUUUUUUCAAGGAUUCCAGCCCGAGUUAUGAAAUCACCGACAGAGAUAAAAUAAUAGCACCAAGCAUAACUGAGGUUGAUUCUGAUCCGGAGAAGUUAAGAGAGAUACGUGGGCAAGGACGGUAUUUUGGUAUUGAGGAUGGUGAGGAUGGAAUAGUAGAGCCACUACCCAAAUGUAACAACUGUUCGCAGAGGGGUCAUUUGAAGAAAAAUUGUCCUCAUGUGAUAUGUUCAUAUUGCGGUGUGAUGGAUGAUCAUUAUUCGACACAUUGUCCAAAGACGAUGAGAUGCUCGCACUGUAAUGAGCCCGGUCAUUACAGACAACACUGUCCUGUGAAGUGGAAGCGUGUGUUUUGCACGCUUUGUAAUAGCAGCAAGCAUUCAAGAGAUAGAUGUCCGAGUAUUUGGAGGAGUUAUUGUCUCAAGGACUCCAAACAGAAAAGACUUAUGCCCUUGCAUCUGAUAUUCUGCUAUAACUGCGGUGGAAAAGGACAUUUCGGGGAUGAUUGUAUGUCGGCUAGGUCUUCUAGGGUACCUAACGAUGACGGUUCUGCGUUUGCUGGAAACAACCUUCCGUCAUCUGUAAGGCAGGAUUAUGGCAGGAAUUUGAAAGAAUACAAAGAGAGGACGGCAAACGAGUACACAUAUGACGACUAUGACUAUGACACCUACGAUUUCAACUAUGACGGUGAGGAUAACUACUAUUAUAAUAAUAACAAAAAUAAGAAACAACCAGCUAUGGACUACGGUGAUGCAAAGCCAUCUAACUUUUAUGCUCCUCCAUAUAACAAAAAGUCCAAAAGGUCCAACUAUAAUCACAGUAAUGGCUCAUCAAACGCACCUGCUCCUACAGUCAAGGGUAAAGUUUUACCACCAAAACCAACGAGAUCACAUCCGUUAGAUUUCCCAAGAAAUCCUAACGUCAAUAUUCCUCGUUAUGGGAGCAGCUCAUAUCAACCCUCAAACGAUAGAUAUAGAAAGUAUAACUCCUACUCCGGUUUCAAAAAGAGAAGGUGA
Kluyveromyces lactis is the source of this 1050-nucleotide messenger RNA. RefSeq names its product zinc finger CCHC domain-containing protein. Lineage: Eukaryota; Fungi; Ascomycota; Saccharomycetes; Saccharomycetales; Saccharomycetaceae. The transcript has a single exon. The record is from RefSeq and is a predicted model, not a curated record. Gene Ontology annotation, molecular function: nucleic acid binding; zinc ion binding. The coding region runs from base 1 to 1050 and encodes 349 amino acids. Gene Ontology annotation, biological process: polyadenylation-dependent RNA catabolic process.